Ctenocephalides felis (cat flea) is the source of this 1291-nucleotide messenger RNA. Its product is annotated as zinc finger protein 622. The coding region runs from base 81 to 1238 and encodes 385 amino acids. The transcript has 5 exons. Gene Ontology annotation, biological process: ribosomal large subunit biogenesis. The record is from RefSeq and is a predicted model, not a curated record. Gene Ontology annotation, cellular component: preribosome, large subunit precursor. Gene Ontology annotation, molecular function: zinc ion binding; nucleic acid binding. NCBI's taxonomy places the organism in Eukaryota, Metazoa, Arthropoda, Insecta, Siphonaptera, Pulicidae.
UGCAGCGUGUUUUGUGACUAGGUUAUACAUUGCGUAAAGCCAUAUAUUAUUUUUUAUUGAAUAAAAUUUUAUCAUUAACAAUGUGUAGUUCGUAUACGUGUAUAACAUGUCGAGUGGCGUUCAAAGAUGUAGAAAUACAGAGACUACAUUACAAAACAGAUUGGCAUCGCUAUAAUCUUAAAAGAAAAGUUGUUGAUUUACCUCCAGUAACAUCAGAAGAUUUUGAAAAGCGAGUACUUUUGCAAAGAGAAAAGGAUUCAGUUGAAAAUGGCGAUAAGAAUAUGUACUGCAAGGCCUGUCGCAAGAAUUUUAAUUCUGCGAAAUCUUAUGAAAAUCAUUUAGGCAGUAAAAGACAUAAGGAUAAUGAAAUUACAAAUGUGGAUGCAGAUGAUAAGAAAACAGAAGAUUUAGUAAUUCCUGCCCCAUCUGUUACCAUGAAACAAAAGCAAGUUCCAACUAAAUCUGCAGAAAUGGAUAUAGACACAGAUUCUGAAAUUGAAGAAGUGGAUUCAGAUGAAUGGGACGAUUGUACUGAUAUUAAUACUAAUGACUGUCUGUUUUGCGCCCAUCAUAGUCAAAGCAUGAAUAAAAACUUAGUACAUAUGUCUUUAAAACAUUCCUUCUUUAUUCCUGAUGUGGAAUAUUGUGUUGAUUUAAAAGGUCUAUUGACUUAUUUAGGAGAAAAGAUUAUGGAUGGAUUUAUGUGCAUUUGGUGUAAUGAUAAAGGUCGGACAUUCCAUUCAGCAGAUGCAGCAAAAAGUCACAUGUUAGAUAAAGGGCACUGUAAAAUGUUACAUGAAGGAUUAGCUCUUGCUGAAUAUGCUGAUUAUUAUGAUUACUCCUCAUCAUAUCCUGAUGCAGAAGGAGAUAGUGGAGAAGCAAUGGAUGAAGAUGACCAGAAUGAAGAAGAUGUGUCUCCUGAUGUUUUGGAUGGAUCUGAUUACCAAUUAGUUUUACCAUCUGGUAUAACUGUCGGACAUAGAUCAUUAUUGAGAUAUUAUAAGCAAAGUAUUGAUCCUAAUAGACAAAAGGCAGCAUUGAUGCCAACUCAGAAGAAGUUACAUAAGGUAUUAGCUGAAUACCGAUCACUUGGAUGGACUGCCACACAACAGGAACAAGCUGCAAGAAAAGCUCGUGACCUACAUUAUAUGCGCAGGUUACAGUCUAAAUGGAAUACAAAACUAGGUAUCAAUGCAAAUAAACUGCAAAAGCAUUUUAGAGUGCAAUGUAAUUUUUAAAUGAUAUUUAUUUUCUAAACUAUAACAUAAAUUACAACAAAAUUAUUGUAUGG